This is a messenger RNA of Cinara cedri, 721 nucleotides long. NCBI's taxonomy places the organism in Eukaryota, Metazoa, Arthropoda, Insecta, Hemiptera, Aphididae. The record is from the annotation of a GenBank genome assembly.
CAGCUAUUUUAAAAAUCGCGUAACCAUGGAAAUAGAAGCAAUGAAGUGUUUUGUUAUCGCCAAGAACCCGGGGAAAAAUACUAAACUAACGGUUUACAGAUCGUCGUUAUCACUCACCGAAAACGAAUCGGGCGUUGUGUUUCUCAGCUGGAAAUAUCAGCGUGUUUGUCGUAACAUCUCUCGGGAAUACAAAUUGGUUGACCUCGUUGGAUUGUUCACCGAUUUAGUGUCUGACGGCAAAGUGGCAUUUUGUUUCCGAAAUCCCAGAGAAGAGCUGUUGGUUAACGCUGACCAACCUGACGAUUUAAACUUGUUUCUAAUAGACUUGGACGUCGUCAUCAGUAGCAGACACUUAGAUAUAUCAUUGGAUAGACAUUUCAAUCCAGAGUUCUCAAGAUUCAUUUCAGUCGAACACUUUGAUAGGACAAAUCUGGACGCCAAACAUCUUAGCACAGUCAUUUUGGAAAAUUGUGUUUUAUCAUCCAUGCCGAUCGACAUUGGCAAUUUGCCCAUUUCAUAUCUUAGCUUGUCGGGUUGUACAAUAAAUACACAACAACGGGAAUUUUGGGAUUGGAUGUCCAUGGAUACUAUUUCUAAAACGUUAAUAAUUUUCGAAAUGAAUUCUAUUGGUUUGAAUGCAUUGCCGUUUGAAAUUUUCUACCUGUCUAAACUACAAACAUUAUCCGUGGCCAAGAACAAUCUGGUAGGUCGACCUAGUUAA